Molecule: messenger RNA, 1752 nt
Organism: Psylliodes chrysocephalus
Lineage: Eukaryota; Metazoa; Arthropoda; Insecta; Coleoptera; Chrysomelidae
Source: the annotation of a GenBank genome assembly
CUAUUCCAGUAAUUAAAAAUAAUGGGAAUUACUUAAUGUGUAAUACUCCUGCGGGAAGGGUGCAAAAACAAUGGAGAAGAAAAAGAGUUGCGCAAAGGAAAAUAAAUGUGGGAAAGUCAAUGAAAACGUUUCUAAACAUUUCAAGGAGUAUUGCAGAUGCACCUCGAUACAUGGAUUUAAAUAUUUCGGCGAGGAAAGGACGGUAAUUGAAAGGAUAUGGUGGACAAUCUCUAUAAUCCUAUGUGUAUGUUUUUGUGGAGGCAUGAUAUACAAAAUAUUCUCAAAAUACGCUUCAUUUCCCGUAAUUGUUACUUUUUCGAUGAGAGAAUCGAGGCUUCAAAAACUACCAUUUCCAGCUGUUACGAUAUGCCCCAGAGCCAAAAUUUCCCAAAAAUAUUUCAAUUUGACGGAAUAUUUCAGCAAUGAGCUCAAUCAUAUACCAACCACCAAAGAAGAGGACAAACUCAAAGAUAUAUCGGCAACAAUUUGUGAAUAUUACGCAGGAAAUACAACAGAAAAAAUAGAAGAACAUGAAUUUUACGAAUUCUUAACUAAGAGCAGGACUGAUAUUCUGCACUAUUGUCAAUAUUUGACGUUGGAAUUCAAUUGUAGCGAAUUGUUUACCCCUAUUUUAACAGAAGAUGGAAUCUGCUAUUCGUUCAAUAUUUUAGACAAAACUGAUAUUUAUAGAAAUAAUACAGAGUCGAUUUUCGAUCAUUUUCACAAAGCCCCCAAAACGGAAUGGAACGUAGAAGGCGGUUAUAUUUCGAAAGAGGUGAAGGUCUACCCUAAAAGAGCCUUAAGGGUUGGAGUAAGAAAUCAACUGAUGGUCGUGAUGAAAACUCGAUUUGAUGAUGUCGAAUUUCAGUGUGCCUAUGACGAAUCCGGUUAUAGGGUAUCCAUACACCUACCUUCCGACAUACCAGAAGUGCCGGAAAACCACAUAUCCGCUCCCCUGAAUCAAAGAGUGAUAGGAGCGAUAGUACCGCACACCAUAAGGACUUCAGAGGGCGUCAAAAAUUUCUCACCAAUUAAAAGGGAUUGCUACUUUCAGUCAGAAAGGCAUUUGAAGUUUUUCAAAAUUUAUUCGCAGUCAAAUUGUAUGUUGGAAUGUAAGGCGAAUUACACACUGAGCGUGUGUGGUUGCGUAACAUUUCAUAUGCCGAGAGAAGCCGGGACACCAAUUUGUCUAUUAAACAAACUCCAGUGUAUCGAGAACGCUCUCGAUUUAUUUUCAGUAGUUAACGAAGACCUUGUUUCAAAUGAAGAAGAUGAUUCGGAUAAAAAAAAGAGUUGCGAUUGUAAACCGACUUGUACGGACAUCAGCUACGAUACUGAUUUAUCGUAUAAUAACUUCAUUUUCGAUGUAAUAAAUAAAUCUCUGCAAGAAGAACUCGACUUUCAAGACAACGCGUAUACGGUGCUAACCCUCUACUUCAAGAACGACCACGUGGAAACGAAAGAAAGGAACGAGAUCUACGGUUUGUCGGACGUUAUUUCCAACUUCGGAGGUCUGCUGGGAUUAUUUACGGGUUUUUCGAUUUUAUCAUUUUUGGAGAUUCUCUAUUUUCUCACUUUGAGGAUUUGGGGAAAUAUGAGGAUAUACGGCACGUGGAUUAACCCGGAUCAUACUUGAAACGUGAAAAUUCCGAAAAAGGGAAAAUUGUUAGAGCGGAAAAUGGAAUUUUGUAGCUGGUAUUGUUGAAGGUUCUUGUGUGGAUCAAAAUGUAAUAAAUAUUUUAAUAUGAAUAA